Molecule: messenger RNA, 1604 nt
Organism: Linum trigynum
Lineage: Eukaryota; Viridiplantae; Streptophyta; Magnoliopsida; Malpighiales; Linaceae
Source: the annotation of a GenBank genome assembly
CUCCAUUGGAACCACAGCUACGAUUAUGAAGAAGGUGGGAAUUCCGGCGGAAAUCACGGAUGACAUCUUACGGAGGCUUCCGGUCGAGUGCCUGGCUCGAUUUUGCUGCCUCAGCAAAUCAUGGUGCGAUCGCCUCUCCGAUCCCUCUUACAUCCUGCAGAAGCUAUCCCGCGGCGGCAUCGAUCCGUCUUCUACGGCUCAUCAAACUAUGAUUAGGAGCGGCGGCGGCUUAUUCUUCUCAAGCUCGUCAAACUACGUUCUGCACUCGCCGCCGCCGGCUGACACGUUCGAGCCCCUCCUUCCGGCGGGCAACAAUCGCGAUCCGCACGUACAAGUUGAAGCAUAUUGCAAUGGUCUGUUUUGUUUGUCCCAAAACGACGGCGGUUUCAAAGAUUUGUUUCUUUGGAAUCGGGCCACCUCGGAAAUCAAACCUAUCCCAUGCCCGCCCAAUAUCUAUCAUAGCUCAGCGGCUGUGCCCUGGCUUGGUCUCGGUUCGCUAACCAAUACCGUAAGUCGGGCCAAGGUUAUUACCCGUAACGGGCCUUGGCUUGGUUUCGACUCGGAAUCGGAUGACUACAAGAUCUUGUGGCAGGCCCGGACCGUCCAUUCCCAGACUGACCAGACUCGUUACUUGGUUGAGGUGUAUAGUUUGAGGAAUGAUUCGUGGAAGAUGUUAGACGACGACAAUGACAAUUGUGGCGAUUAUCAUCCACUGCUCCCGUCGUACUCUACUCCACAACUUCGUAAGGGGAAGUUGUAUUGGUCGCGACUAUCCAAAGAGGCUAUCAAAGACAGUAGUACUUUGUUUUUCGAUUCAUUUGACAUGAGGAGUGAAGUUUUCGAGAGGGUGGAGCUACCUUACCCUACUGCUUCUGCAAAGGAUUUGUCUGGAACUUCCCGAUGUUUGUUGAACGAGGAGUCCAUGGUAGCUCUUUUCGAAGUCCAAGAUGCUAAUGUGACAAGAGACCCUCAUAAUCCAGGGAUGUCGAUUUAUGAUGUCGGUGUGAAAAGGGAUGCUACAUGGGAGAUGUGGGUGUUGUUGAAAUACUGGGUACACGAGUCCUGGACAAAGUUGCUUGUCGUUACUACGCCUCCUGCGUACUUCAUGGGAUUCUCCCGAAAUUUGGAGUGUUUUUUCAAGACACACUAUGGAGAUGAUAAUUGUGUUGUUUUUGAUUCUCAUACCGGAGAAUUUAGGUAUCUUAAAAUUAUGGGAAACGAAGUCGUGACUUAUAUACCUUCUCGAAUGCCUCUCCAGAAUUAUGACAAGAGUAUAGUUGAGAGAAAUAAGUAGUAGUAGUUCCUAUGCUCAUUUUCCUUUUUUUUUUCCUUUCCUUUUAGAGUUUUGUUUUAGGUUACUUCAUCCGAUUGUCACCUUCGUGAACUAGGGACAUUCCUUUUUUUUCUUCUUUUUUUCAUACAUAAUUGAAUAUUUUCCGUCAUUAUUAAAUUGUUUCACACUUAUAAAAAAGAAAACCGAUCAUUAUAUCAAUGUAGAUAUUUUGAUGUUAAUAUAUGGAUUCAAUUGUGACUCUUUACCCUUUUAUGUUUAAUUCUCAUCAAUUGGCAUUCACAAGUUGAGAUAAUGAAUGGUUAAUCGGAUA